AUGAGUAAAGAUAUUGUUACAAAGACUGAAGUGAAGGAUGAAAAAAAUAGUACUUUUCAUGAGAGUGAAUACUAUGAAUAUAAAAAUAAUAACAUAGAUUUAAAGGAGAAAAAAAAAAUAAAAAGUGUACUAGAGAGAAAUUCACAAGAAUAUGAAUUAAAAAAUGAAAAUGCAGAAAUUUCAAAAAAUAAUGAAAUCCAAAUAGAUAGUAUGAAAAUUAAUGGGCAAUUAUCGAAUAGUGAUUCAUACGUUUCAGAACAAACUUAUGAUGAUAUAAAAGACAAUUUAAAGGAUUUUACAGAAAAUAUGUAUACUGAAAAAUAUUCUGAUAUUAAAGAAGAAAGUGAAAAUGAAGAUUUUGAUCGUUACUUAGAAAAAAACAAAAGUGAUAUCAUAGAAUAUGAAGAUUUAAAUGUAGAUGAGUAUUUAAAGAAUAUAGAAAGUAAAAAUGAUAUUAAAGAGGGGUAUUCAUCUGAAAACAAUAAAAAAAAUAAUGAUAUAAAUGAAAAUUUUUCAGAAAAAGACUAUUUAAGAAAUAAUUCUGAUAAUUUUGAAAGUUGUGAAUUCUCUGAUAGUUAUAUAGAUAAAAUUAAAUAUGAAAAUACUCCAGAAUCUAGCGAAAAUUAUAAAAUUAAUAUAAAAACUGAAUCAAAACAAGAUUUUGAUAAAGAAAAUUUUAUGAAUAACACAGAUAUAAGUGAAAAUACAAAAUGUGACAUGCAAAUAGAAUAUUAUAACACAAUAAAAAAAAGAGAAUUGAAUAAAGAAGAAAAUGACGCAAAUGUAAUGUUUUUAGUGGAAGAAAAAAUAAAGAAAGAAGAAGAAGAACAAGAAGAACAAGAAGAACAAGAAGAAAAAGAAGAACAAGAAGAAGAAGAAGAAGAACAAGAACAAGAAGAGCAAGAAGAAAAAGAAGAACAACAAGAAGAAGAAGAAGAAGAAGAACAAGAACAACAACAACAUCAAAAAGAACAAGAACAACAACAACAAAAAGAACAACAAAAACAAGAACAUCAAAAACAAAAACAAAAAGAACAAGAAAAGGAAAAAGAUAUAGAAGAAAAGAGUAAUGAAGCUAAGGAAAGAGACAAUGACGAAAAAAAAAAGGAAAUAGAAACAGAACAAAAUGUAAAAAUAGAAGAAAUUAAUAAAGCAAUAAACAAAAAUGGCAUUCUAAAUAAGAAUAUACUAGAAUAUAAAUCAAUUGGGAAUAAAGAAUUAUAUGAAAAUGAAAAAAAAAUAAAGGACAAAAAGUUAGAAAAUAAAUGUAGCAUUAAUAAAAAUAAAGAAAAUUUAAUGGAAAUAAAAACAAAAACAAUAACAGAAAUAAAUAAAAUAAAUCUAAAAAAUGAGAAAAAAAAGAGCAUUCAAAAGGAACUAUUUCUCUCUGAAAAUAAAACUAAUAUUCAUAAAAAAGAAACAACAUUUUAUAACAACAAAAAAUUUAAUAAUAAGGACAUAAUUGAGGAUACAACAGAAGAUAAAACUAUAAAAAACGGAAAAAAAGAUGAAAUAAUGUUUGAUUUAUUUGAUUUAAAUAAUAAAAGACUGUCUGUUUUUGAUUAUUUAAACAAGAAAGACAGUAUAAAAAAAGAGGAAGAAUUUGAUGAAGAAAAAACAAAAAAUGAAAAAGAAAAAUCUUUUAUUAUAAAAAGUGAUAAAAGUUCAAGUGAAAACAUAAAUACUUCUGAAUCAUUGAAUAAUGAACAUGAAAAUGAUAAUAGUAGUUAUCAAUAUAAACGUGAAUAUCCUUAUACACAUAUAUCUGAUAAUUUUAUAAAUAAAAAUACAAUAAAACUUAACAGAUAUUUAAAAAUUAAAAGUCUAAUAAAAUCACCAAGUAUACAUAAAACAUGUUAUAAUAGUUACCAAGCAAAUAAUGAUAUAAAUGAUAGAAAUAGUCUUAAUAAAAAAUCUAAUUAUUAUAAUUCUAAUAAUAACAAUUUACUAUUAAAUAAAAAAAAUUACUUAAAAAAUAAAGUGUUUUUAUAUAAGAAUCCGUAUUUAUUAUUAAAUGAAAACAAUGAAUAUAAUGAAAAAUAUAAUCUCAAGAAAAUAAUCAAAAGAACUGUAGGGACUCAAAAAAAUUUUACAACAAAAAAAUUUAAUAAAGGUGUAAAUACAAUAAAUCUACAAUAUUUUAAAAAUAAUAAAAAAAAAAAAUUGCCUAAAAUAGAAUUUAACCCAAUAAUAAAAACUAAUAAUUAUGAUUUUGAUGCAAUAGUCGUAAAAAAUGGCCAUAUAAUCUCAAGAAAAAAAGAUCCUUUAAAAGAACUCUUUAAAAGAUACAACUUAUGUGAAUAA
Messenger RNA from Plasmodium gallinaceum, 2304 nucleotides. RefSeq names its product conserved Plasmodium protein, unknown function. The coding region runs from base 1 to 2304 and encodes 767 amino acids. The transcript has a single exon. The record is from RefSeq and is a predicted model, not a curated record. Lineage: Eukaryota; Apicomplexa; Aconoidasida; Haemosporida; Plasmodiidae.